Knipowitschia caucasica is the source of this 492-nucleotide messenger RNA. The record is from the annotation of a GenBank genome assembly. NCBI's taxonomy places the organism in Eukaryota, Metazoa, Chordata, Actinopteri, Gobiiformes, Gobiidae.
AUGGAGGAGGAGGAGGUCAGAGUGUAUGGAGGAGGAAGAGGUCAGAGUGUAUGGAGGAGGAGGAGGUCAGAGUGUAUGGAGGAGGAGGUCAGAGUGUAUGGAGGAGGAGGUCAGAGUGUGUGGAGGAGGAGGUCAGAGUGUAUGGAGGAGGAGGUCAGAGUGUGUGGAGGAGGAGGUCAGAGUGUAUGGAGGAGGAGGAGGUCAGAGUGUAUGGAGGAGGAAGAGGUCAGAGUGUAUGGAGGAGGAGGAGGUCAGAGUGUAUGGAGGAGGAGGUCAGAGUGUAUGGAGGAGGAGGUCAGAGUGUGUGGAGGAGGAGGUCAGAGUGUAUGGAGGAGGAGGAGGUCAGAGUGUGUGGAGGAGGAGGUCAGAGUGUGUGGAGGAGGAGGUCAGAGUGUGUGGAGGAGGAUGAGGUCAGAGUGUAUGGAGGAGGAGGAGGAGGUCAGAGUGUGUGGAGGAGGAGGUCAGAGUGUAUGGAGGAGGAGGUUAGAGUGA